Molecule: messenger RNA, 3105 nt
Organism: Patiria miniata (bat star)
Lineage: Eukaryota; Metazoa; Echinodermata; Asteroidea; Valvatida; Asterinidae
Gene: scgn
Product: secretagogin-like
Exons: 11
Coding region: 290-1186 (298 amino acids)
Biological process (GO): regulation of cytosolic calcium ion concentration
Cellular component (GO): synapse; neuron projection; nucleus
Molecular function (GO): calcium ion binding
Source: RefSeq, a predicted model, not a curated record
UUUGCCGAAAGCCCGGCCAGUGUUGUGGAGCGUGUCACUGUCGUGGUUACCUAUCAUCAAACGCUCCUCGCUCGCUGCUCCGUGCGACCGGAACGAGGGGAAUUUAGUCCGUAACGAGCCCCACUGCCUUUACGACCCAACACGGUGCCUCGCUCAAUAGCCCGGACUUCUAUAAACUUGAGAAUAACUCAACCGUCAACGCUUCCACAUAUCGGCCUUUUUUUGCGGCGAUUUUCAUCUUUCGCCUCCGUGGAUUCUUAUACCGUGCCUGCUUGAAUUUGCCUGCAUCAUGUCCAAACAGCGGAGAAAAAGUUACGUGAACUUUCUUCAGAAGUACCCGGAUUUGAGGGACAACAAACGCAUCACGGCUGACAAAUUCUCAGAGAUUUUUCAGCAUUACGAUACUAACGAUAGCGGCUAUAUCGACGAUGAGGGACUGGACAAAUUCUUCCGAGAUCUUCUCAUGACCACGACUGCCGCUUCGAUUACUCCUGAGCUGGUAGAGGAUCUCAAGGAAUGUUUCAUGGAAUCUUAUGACGAUGCCAAAGACGGUAGAAUCGCCAUUACAGAGCUGGCCAACAUCCUGCCCACUGAUGAGAAUUUCAUCCUUCUCUUUCGACUGACGGAGAAUCUCACGUCUAGCGUGGAACUGAUGACGCUUUGGAAGAAAUACGACAGGAAUAGGAGCGGUUACAUUACGAAGGGAGAACUCGGAGCUUUCAUUGCGGACCUGCUUGCUCAGCAUGGCAAGCGCGUGUCAGGGGAGAAGCUUGAAGAAUACGUCCAGGGUAUGUUAAAGAUUUUUGACAAGAACAACGAUGGACACCUGAGCUUGACAGAGAUGGCCAAACUGCUGUCCAUCAAACCAGAAGAGAAUUUUCUCAUCACGUCCAGCAAACUUGCCAAGUUCCAGGAUAUGGGUGAGAGAGAAAGGCUCAAACUUAUGCACCAGAUCUUUGACCAUUACGACAAGGGACAAACAGGAUUCCUGGAGGGACCGGAGAUCGAUCUGUUUGUGAAGGAUCUUCACGACUUCGAAGGUGCAAGCGGCGAGGAUACUUUCUGCCAGGCGGAUUCGAUGAGAAAAGUCGACAUUUUCAAGGAGGAUCUGAUGAGACAUUGUGACGUGGACAAAGACGGCAAACUCAGCAAAUCAGAAGUCAGACUGAUUCUGGGAUUCCAUUAGUUCUUGGUGGUGGUUACAAAAAUAGAAUUCCGAUAUUUAAAAGCGUUGACUACAUAUUGUCUCUUUCUUUCUUGAAAGGAGAAUUUGGAUGAGAAUAGCACUUUAAGCUUUCAAUACGUGAGAGAUUCACUGGCCGAGUUUUAACUUCAGACAUUGACAUUUUUCGUGGAACAACGGUCCACAGUUCAUUGUCGUUUGAAUCAUAAUUCACUGUACGAACGUUUGUAAUGAUAUGACAUCCAUUUGAAAUGAGGUUUAUUUGGUGGUCAAUGAAAGGAAGGCCUGAUAUAUCUUUAAAUUAAAAAAACCUGCUAAAUAGCAAGGAAAGAUAUAUAUAAAUGUCAUGAAAGUAAGAUUAUUUUUACACGCUGUGCCUCAAAUUCCCCAGGCCAUUUGAAAAAUACGCGAUGGAAGGUUAGAUAACAACAGAAAUAUCAGAACAGAAUUAUAUUGAGUGCAAUAUGAUAUAAAGUGCACAAUAAAUUGAGUGCAAUAUUAAAAAGAGACAGAAAUCGCUGCAAAUUUCAAGUGGAAUGUUAACAUUUUGAAAGUCUUGAGUUUACGAUUGUCGUAGAUUUUCGAAACGUUUAGGUGAAAGGGCGCUUCAUAAGCCGUUAAUUGUAUCAUCAACAUGUCCUUGGCGAUGAAGUGGGGAUACAAACAGGCAAAAAUGACCAAACUAUCGGUAAUGCAAAUUUGCUGGCCAAAUACUAUCGAUUAUUGUAAUCAAUUAUUCUGAUCAAUUAUUGUUGUGAAUCAGUUGUACCUCUUGUAUUGAUUAUCGUCACUAAGUCUAAUUGGUGUGCGGUCUUUUUGAUUUCGAACUGUGCCUUGGUCUUGCGAUGUAAGAUAUAUUUUACAUUUAAGUGAAAGUGGUGCACACACAACUCACUAUUAAAAGCAAGGCGAGAAUCGUUUUCUUGUAACUCUAUUCUCAUUGUUCUUUCUUCUUAAAACAAUCAACAUCAAUCUUAUUACUUACAUUCCUUCUAAUAAGACCGAAUUCUUGGAGCUAAUUUUUGAAAAGCAUUGAGUUUAACUUGCAUCUUUCAGCAUGAUCUGUCCAGCAAUUUAAUAGUAACGUUUAUUGGUAUGUGUCAAUGACUAAAUGUGUGUAUGUGUGAAAAGUCGCGUGGUAUGGGCAAAAACUCUAAACAAUUUGAAAUAAAAGUUAUUCUUGUUCGGUUGAGAAUUACCAUUGUUACCAAACUCUGACACCUCUUUUUUGGGUGGGGGAUGGGGGUGAUUUUAUUAGAAGGCAGAGCUGUUUUUCUGAAUAUCACAUAGAACACAAACCCUUUGACUUUGCAAAACUUACGGAACCAGUUUUUUUUUUGUAAUCAAACCAUAUUUUUGCACUCAUGCCUAAUUUUCUUAAUUUUAUUUUGAAAUACAAUUUGAUCGAUAGGUUAGUUAAAGUCGAUUGGGAAAGACGAUGUUCACUUUGAUACUUCACACUUUCUGGUAGCGAGUUUUUGUUCAAGCAGAUUAUAAGUAAACGUAGAUGUUAGUAACUAGCUUAGUGUGAAUUUUUUUAUGUGAUAAAUUAAUGCAACGCACGUUAAUGGAUGGGCGUUACAAUGCAGCGCAAAGAGUUUUAUCAGUCUAAUCGAUUUUAAAAUGUCACUGUACAAAUAUUUGGAGUUAUGUUUAUAAUUAUUCAUUUUCUUCGUGUGGGCUUCUAUUUCAUGAUUUCUUCCUACCCAUGUUGGCAAAUCUUCUGAAUGAAAGCUUGCAAAUUGUCGUUAUCAUUGUGAACGCCGGUCUUUCGAAAAUUAUUGAAACGAACAAGAUUUUAAUGAUAAUAAUUCGAUAUGGAUUGCACUUUAUUUCUGUGCGGCUUUUGUCGUUUUUCAGAUUCAAGAAUUUUAUGUCAAUAAAGACCUAUUCUCCAUCGCUGAAUUCGGUGCACAAAGAAA